Messenger RNA from Cuscuta epithymum, 1336 nucleotides. The record is from the annotation of a GenBank genome assembly. NCBI's taxonomy places the organism in Eukaryota, Viridiplantae, Streptophyta, Magnoliopsida, Solanales, Convolvulaceae.
AUAGUUAAUCGGCCCAACUUCCCAGUCCAGAUUCUGCCGCUGGUCGAGAAAUCCCAACCGCUCCGGUCAACAAUCACGUUCUCACCUACUCAAAGAACCCCAAUACGAAUUUGUUGCUCCUUUCCCAAUUACGUCAAAACCAACGACCAAAGUACCAACACCACCCAUCGCAUCGUCGGAAACAUGGCGGCGUCAACGGUGUCGCUGGAGGAUGUCCCAAGUGAAACCAUCAUGUCGGAGCUCCUCCGCCGUCUCAAGUGCUCCACCAAGCCUGACAAGCGCCUCAUUCUCAUAGGCCCACCUGGAUCUGGAAAAGGUACUCAGUCACCCAUCAUUAAGGAUGAGUACUGUUUAUGCCAUUUGGCCACCGGUGACAUGCUUAGAGCUGCUGUUGCUGCUAAAACUCCUCUUGGAAUCAAGGCCAAGGAAGCCAUGGACAAGGGUGAACUGGUUUCUGAUGACUUAGUUAUUGGGAUCAUUGAUGAAGCAAUGAAGAAACCCUCUUGCCAAAAAGGGUUCAUUCUUGAUGGGUUUCCCAGGACAGUGGUUCAAGCAGAAAAGCUAGAUGGAAUGCUUCAGAAGCAGGGUGCCAAAGUGGACAAAGUAUUGAAUUUUGCAAUUGAUGAUGCUAUUCUGGAAGAGAGGAUUACUGGUCGAUGGAUUCACCCUUCAAGUGGAAGAACUUACCACACAAAGUUUGCGCCACCUAAAGUUCCUGGAGUUGAUGAUGUCACUGGAGAACCUCUAAUUCAACGCAAAGAUGAUACUGCUGCUGUUCUCAAGUCCAGGCUUGAGGCUUUUCACCGCCAAACAGAACCGGUUAUAGAUUAUUAUUCAAAGAAGGGCGUUGUUGCUAGCUUACAUGCUGAAAAACAACCAAAGGAUGUUACAGAAGAAGUUCAGAAAGUUUUAUCCUCCUAGAGAAGAAGCUCAUAACAAAAUUGGCCUUCUGAAUUGAACUGUACUAUCUGCUUGUUGUUUGUCUCUGACCGAUGAUCAUUGGAAGGACAGUGUCUAUCUUUUUUUAGUUCUUUUUGUUGUUUAUCCCAGCAUAUCGUCAACUUCUGAUGAGUUAGCACCAGAGUAGGAAUUUUUGCUAAUAAAUUUAUGAACACCUCUGAAUAUCUCACUAUCACCAGAUACAAUGGUUAUUUAUCUGAUUUGAAAGAUGUAACUUGAUGGACUGGCCAAAAUUUGUGCUCCAUCUUCUGCCCAAUGUUAUUCUAUGAGCAAUCUAUAGUUACAAACGUGUGAUUAUAGUUAGUGUUGUGGACUUGUGGGCUUCGAUCUUUCAAAAUAUAACUUUUUUGAAUUUUAUUAAAUAAAUUGUAGUGAA